CUUCUCGCCAAGUCUCGCGAGAACAAGUGUUUGUGUAGCAACAACAUAGCAACACAGAAAAGAGAGAAACAUUUUUUAAAAAAUCGAAUAUUUUUUCCAUAAAACUCGAAUAAAUAGCAACAGAAAUAAUGGACGGUCUACCUUUCUUACCGGGGAAUCAGUUCUCCGACCCAACACGAACAAGGUAUCAUAGAAGUCAAACCUUAGGGUACAACAAUGGCUAUGCUAUACCAUCUAGGCCAGAAGUUGGAAUUGGUGGUACACCUAUAGUGCAUAACCAGCUGAACGAAGAAGAACUUGAUGAGCUAGCCAAUUUCAAACCUACACUUACAUAUGGUCAAGCUAAACAAGCACCACCUCAGGAUUUUGUUCCAGGACACGUAGCUUGGGACAAGAAGGUGCUGAAGUUCAAUGCAUACUACAAGCAAACGGUGCAUGAAUCUCCUGAUGAGCAUUAUAGAGUACGCCCUGUAGAUAUCUACUACUACCUAGAAGAUGACAGUAUCGCUGUGGUUGAACCACAUGUAGAAAACAGCGGAAUGCCUCAAGGCAAACUUAUAAAGCGCCAGCGUCUACCAAAGAAUGAUGUUGGUGACCAUUGGGACUGGAAGGAUUUAAAUAAUGGAACAAAUGUUGUUUUUUAUGGCAAGGUUUUCCACAUAUUAGAUUGUGAUGCCUGGACAAAGGACUUCUUAGAGAGUGAAGGUGUUGAGGUCAACCCACCAGAAUCUUUACCGACAGAUCCUUACAUUGAAAAACGAACUCAGGCUGCAGCACUACGUGAACAUAAAACUCCCUCCGAUUUUGAUAGACUCCGUCAAUUUUUGGAGAUGGACCGCAAAGUGUUGAGGUUUUUCUGUGUGUGGGAUGACAGAGAUCAGAUGUUUGGGGAGAUGAGGCAAUUCAUAUUGCAUUAUUACUUAGUGGAUGAUACAUUGGAGGUACGUGAAGCACACAAACCCAAUGACGGUCGAGAUCCUUUCCCUGUCCUUAUUCAGCGUCACAAGGUUGCUAAAGAUCGCUAUGCAAUCGAGUCCUCUUUCCCAGCAGUUGUCAUGGAACUCUCAGAUCAUGAGAUCAAAGACUAUUUCACACCUGUUGAUUUUGAAAUCGGCAAAACAGUUCAUAUCUAUGGCAGAAGGUUCCUAGUAUAUGAUUGUGAUGACUUCACAAAGGCUUUCUUCUACAAAAAUUUUGGCAAAACAGAUUUUACCCCAGUUGAUGUGAAGGGACUUUCAAAAGAUUUGCCAAAAAUGGAAAUCGCUGCAUACAAUGGCUAUGGGUCCAUGGAAGACUCCCUCCAGUCAUGUCUCUCUCUUAUACCACAACCACCAAAGAAAGACUUCAUCAAGAUGUUGGAGAAUGACCACAAAGUUCUUAGAUUUGAAGCAGUUAUGGAUUCAGUGAAACCAGAAGACAGAGAUAGGCGAUUCAUCAUAUCAUACAGACUGGCAGAUGACAUGAUCACCAUAUAUGAGCCCCCAGUCAGGAACAGUGGAAUAAUUGGAGGCAAAUUCUUAGAAAGAACCAGAGUGGCAAAGCCAGGUUGUGAUACAGACCAACCCGUGUUUUAUGGACCCCAGGAUUUCUAUAUAGGGGCUGUCAUAGAAGUGUUUAAGCAUCGGUUCGUUAUUAUGAAUGCUGAUGCUUUUGUUCUACAAUACAUGCAAGACCAUGCAAACCAAUUCCCAGCCAAUACCAUACAAUCACUUGCAACUAAACUAGGCAACACAAUACCAAAUACAAAUGCACCAAGGAAAGGUGGUCCAAUGCACAUCCAAAGAAAGUCUGGAGAUUUGGUGAACCUUGUACGAGAGGUUAAAGGUCAACUGAAGAAGAUCAGCAUAACAGACAAAAACCGCGUCGAUGAGAUGUUCCUUCGUUACGAUACCAAUAGAUCUGGCUUCAUUGACCAGUUUAAGCUGGCAGAUAUGUGUGGAAGACUACACCUGCCUGUUGACCAGGAUGUCAUGGAAGCUAUUGUGAAACAAAUGACGAAUAAUCCAGAGGGAAAGAUUACACUGGAAGAGUUCAGACGAUUCUUUGAGAGUUCAUAGACUGAAAUAGAACACAGACAUUGUGGAUGUGAAAAAUAUAAUAGCUUAUCCUCUAAAGAUCAGCAUGGUGGUCAACUGGUCAAUGUAUGAGUGAAACUGGAUCAAUUUGGAAAGUGACAUGGAUAAGAGUAUUCAGCAAUGAUUUUCUAUAAAAUGAGACUUUUUCAAGUAUCUGAAGGUUCAUUUCCUCACUGGAAUAUUAUUCUGAAAAUGUGUGGCCACCAUACUCAUUUUUCAAAGGAUUUAAUAAAGAGAAAAAGCAGGAUUUUGAUAUCAAUAUGAAUAUCUUAAUUAUUAACCAAAUAGACUGUGAUACAAUGAUAAAACUUGGAUAAACAACUAAAUGACUUUCUUAUUCAUAUUUUACAGAUUUAUUUUUAUCAGAUCUGUUUAUAAAUUAGGCAAAUUACAUUUUUUUUUUCAAAUACAAUUUCAUGCAAUAAAACCAAUUUACUAGUAUACGGUUUCAGAGAUUAUCCCUGCUUAUUUAUGAAAACCUGUAUUAUUUCAUUACAUGUAAAAACUGUAAAAUAUGUACAUAAAAACUACAAAUAUUAUUUGAUGUGAAAAUAAAUUCACAAUUGUAAGUAUUGUCUCAAAAA
Molecule: messenger RNA, 2659 nt
Organism: Owenia fusiformis
Lineage: Eukaryota; Metazoa; Annelida; Polychaeta; Sabellida; Oweniidae
Source: the annotation of a GenBank genome assembly